Funneliformis geosporum is the source of this 210-nucleotide messenger RNA. NCBI's taxonomy places the organism in Eukaryota, Fungi, Glomeromycota, Glomeromycetes, Glomerales, Glomeraceae. The record is from the annotation of a GenBank genome assembly.
AUGUCGCAACAUUUAUUAACUGGAUUACCAACAGAAUCAAGUAAUAUACAACAUUGGGAACAGCAUGUAAUAAAAUUUUGGAUAUCACAAAAAGAGUUAUUAGGCCUACAUGACAUGGUUUAUAAACGGUUGGAGUACAAUAGACGAUUUCUUGGCAUUUGCCAUGUUUAUCAUGAAUAUAAUGUUUAUGUUUAUCAGGAACACAGGUAA